This is a messenger RNA of Marchantia polymorpha subsp. ruderalis, 915 nucleotides long. Lineage: Eukaryota; Viridiplantae; Streptophyta; Marchantiopsida; Marchantiales; Marchantiaceae. The record is from the annotation of a GenBank genome assembly.
UGGGAGGCAUACAGUGUCGAUCUCUGUGUCAUGGUGGAGAGAUCAGUGAGGGGAAGAGUUGAGAAAGCUUUUCUUGCCGCGAAUUGAACACUUAGAGCAUCGAUUUUCUUUCCGUUUCGUCGUGUAGAUCGUGUUAUCUUGCACUUGCACUUGUUUACGUACAACUUGAAAUCUGCUGAACUCUGGGGAGACUGUGAGGAGCGUUGAUACCACUGACAAGAGAAAACUUGUGAGAUUUGUUUAAAAGGCAGCAAUUAUGGAUCCCAAAGUUGCUGCCCAAGGACAGCUUCAUGACAAUGCAGAUACUACUCAAAGUACCGCUGAUCUCACUGCGUUUGUGCAGAAUCUUCUCCAACAAAUGCAAACAAGAUUCCAAACUAUGUCGGACUCGAUCAUAACAAAGAUCGAUGAAAUGGGCAACAGAAUUGAUGACUUGGAGAAGAGCAUUGGAGACCUUAUCAAGGAGGUGGGUGUGGAACCUGCAACACCACAACAACCCAACAAUGGCCCAGCUGAUUCUUCGAAGAGUAGCAUUACUAACUCUUAGAUUGGAGACAUACUCCAUUUUUUUAUCUAGUCAUGCUGUCAAAAGCAACACCGACCUCUCACCAGGGAUUCAAUACAAAUGUUGGUUUCUUUGAAAGAAACCAAGGUGUAUAGUUUUUUGUGCCUGAGGUGAAUCUGACGAACAUAUUUUCAUCCCCCAGGUGUGUUGUUGCAUAACGGUUGAUAUUCCCUUAUCUAGUUUAUUCGAAGCCUAGAGAUAUCCAAGGCCAGUGCACCCGGAUUCAUAAGCUAGAAGUUUGACCCUUGAACGAGACAAAAGUGACUUCUUCACAUGCUUUUGCUGCAGAUUUCUAAAGUAGGUCUCUUAAUCUGUAAGUGGAGUUUUUUGUUUAUACAGUGAUUAAUCGC